CAACACGAGAUCAAAGCCUAAGUUUUGCAGACGUCGAACCAAAGACUCUACCCACUUCCACGCCCUCUCUCGCCGCCGCGAGAGAGAGAGAGAGAGAGAGAGAGAGCUAUGGAAGAACCAGAUUCCCGGAAUACCCCUGCCAUGGCGUCUUCCCGUAAUACCCCUUUCCCUCCCCCGGCUGAGGUUGCCGAAACGACCCCUCCCGUCGACGACUCCGAAACCAUAGCUCCCUUGCCCGAUGGCGGUGGUGGCGGUGGCGACCCCCCUCCCCCCGCUGCGGGCCGCAAGCGCCGCCGCCGCAAGAAGCAGUUCCCCGGGAUGGUACCCACCGCCUGCCUCCGCGUCCUCCGCCCGUCGUCCGCCCGCUCCGCGUCCGUCGUCUAUAACGAGAAGCUCCUCGACGAGCUGAUCCAGAUGCAGAUCAAUGACGCGGGACCCCGGCGCCGUGGCCGCGGUCGCCCCCCUUCGUCCUCACUCCGCCUCGCCCGCGAGCUCGACGUCGAGGCCCUCAUCGCCAUGGCUGUAGGGUUCCCUAUCGACUCGCUCACCGAGGAGGAGAUCGAGGCCAACGUGGUCCCCGUCAUGGGCGGCGUCGCCCAAUCCAACUACAUCGUCGUCCGCAACCACAUCCUCGCUCGGUGGCGAUCCAACCCCUCGGUGUGGGUCACCGAGGCCCACGCCAUGGAGUCUAUCCGGUCCGAGCACCGCGCCCUCGUCUCCACCGCCUAUGCCUUCCUUCUUGACCAUGGCUUCAUCAACUUCGGCCUCGCGUCCGCCGUGAUCGCCGCACCUCGUCGCCGCCCGCCGUCCCUCCCAGCCCCCACCGUGCUUGUCGUCGGUGCCGGCGUCGCUGGUCUGGCCGCUGCCCGCCACCUGCUCUCUCUUGGCUUCAAGGUCGCCAUUCUCGAGGGCCGCGGCCGCCCUGGUGGCCGCGUCUUCACCAAAAAGAUGGAAUGUUGCGCCUCUUCCACCACUCCAGGGGUGGUCGCUGCUGCUGACCUGGGCGGCAGCGUGCUCACCGGUAUCAAUGGCAACCCUUUCGGAGUCCUGGCUCGCCAGCUUGGCUUCCCGCUCCACAAGAUUCGAGAUUUGUGCCCUCUGUAUCUCCCGGACGGCCGGCCGGUGGACACUGUCAUCGAUUCGCAUCUUGAGUCAGCCUUCAACCAGCUUCUCGAUAAGGUGUGCAAGCUCCGCCAGGCCGUCAUUGAUGAGCUCAGCUCAGUGGAUGUCUCUCUCGGGACUGCCCUCGAGGCCUUCCGCAGAGCUUAUGGCUUCGCCAACUCCUCGGAGGAAAGGAUGUUGCUCAAUUGGCACCUUGCCAACCUCGAGUAUGCCAAUGCUGCCCCUCUCUCGGACCUCUCCAUGGUCUACUGGGACCAGGAUGACCCCUAUGAGAUGGGUGGCGACCACUGUUUCAUUCCUGGCGGCAAUGGACACUUCAUUCGGGCUCUUGCGGAGAACAUUCCCAUCUUCUAUGGAAGGACAGUCACCCGAAUUCAGUAUGGAUGUGAUGGAGUGAUGGUGUAUGCAAAUGGGCAGGUCUUUCGCGGCGACAUGGCACUGUGCACUGUGUCACUCGGUGUGCUCAAGAAAGGCUGUAUUGAGUUUGUGCCUGAACUACCUCAGCAGAAGCAGGAGGCGAUCAAAAGAUUGGGUUUUGGAUUGCUUAACAAGGUUCUCAUGCUGUUUCCCCAUGAUUUUUGGGGUGGUGGGAUUGACACUUUUGGGCACUUGACAGAGGAUCCAAGCGAUCGUGGUGAAUUUUUUCUGUUCUAUAGUUAUUCCUCAGUUUCUGGAGGACCCCUUCUUGUUGCUCUUGUUGCUGGGGAGGCUGCCAUUAAAUUUGAGAAUACAUCUCCAAUAAAGCAUGUUGAAAGGGUGCUUGGAGUUCUUAGGGGUAUCUUUGCUCCUAAGGGAAUUGAGGUCCCAGAGCCCCUUCAAGUGAUUUGCACUCGAUGGGGGUCAGAUAAAUUUACUUAUGGGUCAUAUUCUUAUGUUGCUGUUGGGUCUUCUGGUGAUGACUAUGACAUUUUAGCUGAGAGCGUGGGAGAUGGGAGGGUCUUCUUUGCUGGCGAGGCAACAAACAGGAGGUACCCGGCGACUAUGCAUGGAGCUUUGCUCAGUGGUUUCAGGGAAGCAGCUAACAUUGCAAGGGUCGCCAGAAGGAGGUCCACAAUUCCAGUAAUGGAUAAAGUAGAUGUUAUGGAGGAUCCUUUGAAUUUGGAUUACCUCUUUCAAACUCCAGACUUCUCUUUUGGUAGUUUUUCAGUUCUUUAUGAUCCAUAUUCUUCAGGGUCUGACUCUACUUCAUUGGUGCAAGUUGGAAUUGGUGACAAGAAUUCGGGUUCUGCUUCUCUUUUCCUUUAUUGCUUGAUUCCAAAGAAAAUUGUUAUGGACUUGGCUGAAAUCGCUGAUGAUGACAAUAGACUGAGCAUGUUGUAUCGUAGCUUUGGCACAAAAUUAGUUGGGAGGAACAGCUUGGGCAGUGCUGGCGAGAGCCUUGUAGCCCGUAUAAAAGUUGCAAGAACAGAAAACUUGAAGACUUAAUGUGGGAAUUAAUGAGUAUUUUAGUCAAGGCAUUGGAUUUUACACACAUGGUUCAAAAGAAGAUAUUUGGUCAUUGGUUCAGUUAAUUCAGGUCCACUAGUCAGAGUGGUGAAUAAGUCCUGCAAUCUGAAGCAUAGGAAAUCCACAGUGAGGUGCUGAAUCCAAUUCUCUUUGAGCCUAAAUUUGUUGAAGCUCCAAGGAUACAUUUUUGUGGGAAAUCAGUAUCGUCAAAAUAAUUAUAUUGAUGACAGUACAGUGAUAACACAACCAGCUACAGAAAAUGCUCCAUUUGCAACACCGUUGAUGCCAUUUACAUCAGUUAUGAUGCAUAGCUGGAAAAUGUAUCUGUAGAUUAUCCUAGAAGGUCAUUUGAAAUAGUUGGAAACAAGGUGAGUGCAAGCAAAGUACUACUGGGAUCCUAGAAAAGGAAGUGACUAAGUAAUUUCCAGUGAUGUGGAAGGAGAUGUUACAGAUGGUGUCGCAAGAUCAUUGCUGAAGAUCGCGCCAAAUGGUUGGAGUAUUUUUUUUUAGUACUUAAUAAUAGAGACAAUAAGAUGUAAUUAUUUUGAUGAUCAAAAUUGUGAUUCUUUCUUUUAAAAAAGGCCCAUCAGUUAUGUAUGUUUUUUCUCAAUCAAACAAAUGACUUUUUAUCUGAGUUA
Messenger RNA from Musa acuminata AAA Group (dessert banana), 3206 nucleotides. Its product is annotated as lysine-specific histone demethylase 1 homolog 1-like. Lineage: Eukaryota; Viridiplantae; Streptophyta; Magnoliopsida; Zingiberales; Musaceae. The record is from RefSeq and is a predicted model, not a curated record. The transcript is spliced from 2 exons. Gene Ontology annotation, cellular component: nucleus. The coding region runs from base 109 to 2547 and encodes 812 amino acids. Gene Ontology annotation, molecular function: oxidoreductase activity; protein binding.